GUGAGAAUACAGGAGAUGGUGAAUUAGAUCUGAGCGGGAUCGAUGACAAUGAAAUAGAUCGGUAUAUACUUAACGAAACAGAAGCUCAGAUAAAAGCAGAGCUGUGGAUGAAAGAAAAUGCAGAUUAUUUGAAGGAACAAAAAGAAAAGGAAGCAAGAAUAGCAAAAGAGAAAGAACUUGGGAUUUAUAAGGAACACAAGCCAAAGAAAUCGUCAAAGAAGCGGGAGCCAAUUCAAGCCAGCACAGCAGGAGAGGCAAUUGAAAAGAUGUUAGAACAGAAGAAAAUCUCAAGUAAAAUUAAUUAUAAUGUGCUAAGGGACCUGAACAGCAAAGGAAGUAACACACCAAAGAAAGAGGAUGACAGCACUGAUGACAGCACCAACACCAAGAAGCUGUCAAGAAGAAAAUCUAUUGCCAGUAGGAAUAUAGCCAACCCUGUAAACAGUGUGGGAAAAAG
Nestor notabilis (Kea) is the source of this 457-nucleotide messenger RNA. RefSeq names its product transcription factor IIIB 90 kDa subunit-like. The record is from RefSeq and is a predicted model, not a curated record. The annotation marks the transcript as partial. NCBI's taxonomy places the organism in Eukaryota, Metazoa, Chordata, Aves, Psittaciformes, Psittacidae. The transcript is spliced from 4 exons.